This is a messenger RNA of Fopius arisanus, 1288 nucleotides long. RefSeq names its product NAD-dependent methylenetetrahydrofolate dehydrogenase (gene Nmdmc). The coding region runs from base 293 to 1270 and encodes 325 amino acids. Gene Ontology annotation, cellular component: mitochondrion. Gene Ontology annotation, molecular function: methenyltetrahydrofolate cyclohydrolase activity; methylenetetrahydrofolate dehydrogenase (NADP+) activity; methylenetetrahydrofolate dehydrogenase (NAD+) activity. Lineage: Eukaryota; Metazoa; Arthropoda; Insecta; Hymenoptera; Braconidae. The record is from RefSeq and is a predicted model, not a curated record. Gene Ontology annotation, biological process: tetrahydrofolate interconversion. The transcript has 3 exons.
GCAGAAAAAAAAAAUUAAAGCACGAUAUGUAGAAAGUUCAAUGAUCUCGUUUGCCCUGCACAGAGUGAGAACGAGUUUCAAAUGUAUUCAAAAGAGCGACAAUUACUUUUCCUCCAUUAAAUUUCUUUAUUUAAGGAGACCUCGUUGAUAGAAUAUGAGAAUUGCCUCGAGUAACAAUCGAUAGUGGUCUGAGCGUGAGCCUCUGCACAUUGUUAAUUUUUUCGUCAUCACAACGAUUUAUAUUGUUGAUUUGUAUCUGCAACGUGGAUAUUGUUGUGAUUUAAUAAAAAGAAUGAUUGUUCUGAGGUGUUUGAGAGCCUGGUCAUCGCAAUCAUCACGGGAAGUUCACACGACAGCGUCUCAAUGCGAGGCUGUGGUAAUCAGUGGUAAGCAAAUAGCAAAAGAGAUAAAAGAUGACUUGAAGACAAUCGUCGACUCCUGGGUGGCAUCAGGACGCAAACAACCUCGACUCUCAGCUAUUUUGGUGGGCAAUGAUCCGGCGAGUGAAGUUUACAUCGGGAGAAAAGUCAAAGCUGCAAAUUCCAUUGGGAUUCGGGCAGAAACAAUUCUGUUGAAUUGCGAUAUUAAAGAGGAGGAUUUGAUCAGGAAGAUUAAGAGUCUCAAUGAUGAUCCAGAUGUUGAUGGAGUUCUAGUGCAAUUACCAUUGCCUAGGGGAUUGAACGAAAAAAUCGCUUGUGAAACAGUUCGUCCGAGCAAAGAUGUGGAUGGAUUUCAUUCUGAAAAUUUGGGACUCUUGAGCACUGAUAGCGAGGGAUUUGUACCAGCGACUGCGCUCGCCGUUCGAGAAUUAAUAAUUAGAUCCGGGAUGAAAACUUUUGGGCGUAAUGCUCUCGUUAUUGGACGUUCGAAACACGUGGGGCUGCCCACAGCACUCUUACUGCAUGCUAAUGGAAAAGGCGAUACUAGAGCACUCGAUAUGACGACAACAAUUUGUCACAUUCACACACCCCGAGCAGAGUUGAUAAAAUUAGCAAAAUUAGCGGAUGUAUUGGUAUCAGCGACAGGUGUGCCUGGUCUUGUCACCAAAGAGAUGGUGAAGCCAGGAGCUUGUGUCAUAGACGUCGGAAUUACCAGGGUGGAUACGCCCGAUGGAAAGACAAGAAUCGUCGGGGAUGUUGAUUUCCAACAAGUGAGAAAAGUCGCUGGGUUCAUUACUCCCGUCCCAGGAGGUGUAGGGCCCAUGACUGUUGCCAUGUUGAUGAAGAAUACUCUGUGGGCUGCCGAGAAGAAUCUUGAGAAUAAAAAAUAAUUUUUUUCUAUCAACUUA